AUGCAACGAAGAACAAUGAUUUUUGGUUACUCGAUUAUGAACAAGAGAAUAAAGCUAAUGAAUGAAUCACAUAGUAAAUCUCAAACGACUUUUGAAGAUCUUCCAAAUGAAAUUUUUUAUGAAAUUUUCGAUUAUCUUGAUGCUAUUCAUUUGUUCCGAUCAUUUUCCAACCUCAAUACACGUGUACAAAAUCUUCUUGGCAAUUCAAGUCUUCUUCUAAAGGUUAAUAUUUCAUCUAUGUCGAAAUCAAAUUUUGAAGACUAUAAGAAAGAUAUUAUUCUGCCGUGUAAACAUCGAAUUAUAUCAGUAAAUAUAUCGAACCCAUUUGUUGUCGACAUUAUGUUUCGCCCAGUACGUCUUGCAUCACAAUUGCCUAGAUUAAAAACAAUGAUUUUGGAUAAUAUCAAAUCAAAAUAUCUUUGCAAUAUUCUCAAGCAUUUAGCGUCUCUACGUAAUCUAUCAUCAUUAGUUUUAAUACCGAUUGAUCAUUAUCGAAAUACAGAUGAAAUCUAUCAAUGUAUAUUUCGUUUGCCAGUGUUAAAAUAUUGCAAAAUAUCAUUGAAGACACAUUAUCGCGAUGAUUUACUACCUAUUGCAACAAAUAUAACAAGUUCUAUUGAACAUCUUGUUAUUCAACAUAGCUUUUAUCUUAAAGAUCUCAAUGCUCUGCUGUCGUACGUUCCACACGUUCGUCGUUUAAAAUUCCAUUCAUUCCAUGGAAGUCAUAGUAAUGAACAAGAGAUAUUUUCAUGUUCUUCUUCAAAGUUAACACAUCUAUCGAUAAAUCUAAAAAGUGUUUCCUUUGAUCAGUUUGAAUUGAUGACUCAAACAUUAUUUCGUCAACUUGAUAUUAUACAUAUAUCGGUAGACGACGAUCGAACAUAUCUUGAUGCAAAACGAUGGGAAAAUUUGAUUCUAUCUUUUAUGCCACGAUUACGAGUUUUUGAUUUUCAACAUAUUGACGUUAUAAAAAAUAUCGCUGUUGACAUUCAAUCAAUACAUGAGCCUCUAUUAAAACAGUUUGAAUCUUCAUUUUGGUCUCAACGAAAAUGGUUCUUUCACUAUCAAUUUUACUCUGAGAACUGUCGAAAAAAAGUGAUUUUACAUUCAGUCAAUCUUUAUAGGCGAAAACAAUACACAAUUAAUAGGCAAUUGACUGAAUAUGUGCCUCCGCGUUAUCGAAAAACUAAUAUGGAUGCUGUUAAUCAUGUUGAAAUUGAAGGUGAAAAAGCGAUUAUGAAAUGUGUAAAUUAUUUUCGGAAUGCGACAAAAUUGACUCUUUCGCAAUGUUUUGGUGAAAGUAAUUUUUGGCUUCGAAUCAAUCUCAAGCCGAUACUUCCUGUAAAACGGUUAACUACACUAGUAAUCAAUUGUGACUAUUUUCGUCUUGAUCAAUUGAUUGAAUUAUUACGUCUUGCGCCUCAUGUUCAUACAUUGACUAUGAAUGUUAACUCAAUCAAAUAUUCGAAUCGUAGUUCAUUUCAACAGAAUGAAGCGUUUCAAUUCGUAUCGAAGACGAAUAACAUUACAAAUGUGACUAUUAAAGAAAGAUGCGCAUCAGCAAACAGUCAACUAUAUAUUGAUCUAUGCCCUCGAAUGCAACAUCUGGCAAUAGAGGGUUAUUAUAGACAUGCUGUAUCGAACAUACAAUCUAUACUAAGGGAAACUAAAACUAAUAUUCAACAAUUAUGUUCGAUAUGUAUAACAAACGUGCGCAAAUCAAUAAUCACAGCAUUGAAAACUAUGAUCGAAUCAGAAAAAAUACUUGAUAACUACUCGAUGAAAUUGAUUGAUUAUGAUUUAUAUCUUUGGUGGUAG
Messenger RNA from Rotaria socialis, 1818 nucleotides. NCBI's taxonomy places the organism in Eukaryota, Metazoa, Rotifera, Eurotatoria, Philodinida, Philodinidae. The record is from the annotation of a GenBank genome assembly.